Vitis riparia (riverbank grape) is the source of this 1974-nucleotide messenger RNA. RefSeq names its product putative pentatricopeptide repeat-containing protein At3g23330. The transcript has a single exon. Gene Ontology annotation, molecular function: RNA binding; protein binding; zinc ion binding. Lineage: Eukaryota; Viridiplantae; Streptophyta; Magnoliopsida; Vitales; Vitaceae. The record is from RefSeq and is a predicted model, not a curated record. Bases 232 to 1872 code for a protein of 546 amino acids. Gene Ontology annotation, biological process: RNA modification.
UGUAGUAUAAAAUUACCAAAUUAUUGAAAAAUAUACAUUUGCUACAACAUCACGACUUUGCAGCUCCUAUUGCAAAAUAUAGUAUAGAAGCCUUUUGAAAAUUUUGUACAUAAAAAAUAUUUUAAAUCAAAAUUGUUACUCUCGGGUUUAGCCCUAAGAAAACUGGAAGUGAAUUUUGAUCAAAUGCCUCAUCUAAUCAAACAAAAUGUAGAUUCUCUACGAGAAUGAAAAAUGCUUCAGAAAAAUUUCUCAUGGACCAGAAGGAUCACUUGUUUGGCAAAUCAAGUCCAAAGUCGAAAAGCCAUAACCGAGUUUCGUCAACUGCAGAAGUCUGGGCAAAAAAUAACUGAAUUUCUUCUCUCAUCAGUCGUCAAGGUCUGUGGAAGAGUUGAAGCUUUACAAGAAGGAAAGCAAGCUCAUUGCCUGAUACUGAAACUUGGGUUCAAUGCAGAUUUGAUUCUAAUGACAACCCUUCUUGACAUGUACUCCAAAUGCACCAACAUUCAAGAAGCUUGCCGGGUGUUCGAGGAAAUGCCCCAAAGAGACGUAGUUGUGACUAACAGUAUGAUUUCUGGGCUUUGCAGGUGUCACUUACCAUCGUAUGCAAUCGAUUUGUUUACCAAAAUGAAUGAAUCUGAGAGAGAUGUUGGUACUUGGAAUUCGCUGAUUUCGGGCCUUGGACAGAAUUUAGAAGGGAGGACUGCGUUGAUUAUCUUUGGGAGGAUGAGAGUGGAGGAUGUUGAAGUUGAUGUUAUGACAAUGAUGAGCAUUCUUUCCAUUUGUGCCGAUAUGGCAAUGAUGGUUCAUGCUCAACAAGUUCAUGGGUUGGUGAUUAAAUCUGGGUUUGAGCAGUAUUUACCAGUGGGAAAUGCCAUUGUUGACAUGUAUGCUAAGUGUGGAUGUAUGGAUGAUGCCUGUUUAUGUUUUCAGAACAUGCCAUUCAAGAAUGUGAUCUCAUGGACCUCUCUGAUUUCUGGUUAUGCAAAGCAUGGAUUAGGGAUUGAAGCUCUGAAGGCAUUCCAACAAAUGGAAAUGGAAGGUGUUGUGCCAAACAAAAUCACAUUCUUGGGUACUCUAUAUGCUUGUAGCCAUGCAGGAUUGUUACAAGAAGGAUGGAGUAAUUUUACAACCAUGGUACACAAAUACUUGAUCACCCCAACGAUGGAGCAUUACACGUGCAUGGUUGAUCUCCUUGCUCGAGCUGGGCAUCUGGAGGAGGCUCAUGACUUCAUAGAGAGGAUGCCAAUAAACCCGGAUGCAAAGCUUCUCACAGCAUUUCUCAGCUCAUGUUGUCAUCACAAGAAUGUAGAGCUAGCUAGGACUGUUGGGCAGAAACUACUUCAGUUACAACCUCAGGAAGCAGGAGCCUACAUCUCACUGUCAAACUUUUAUGGACUUGUUGGGGACUUGGAAGGUGUUGCCAAUGUGAGAAGGCUGAUGUUAGAAAGGGGAAUAAGGAAAGAGAAGGCCUGUACUUGGAUUGAAAUUAGCCGAAAAGUUCAUAGCUUUGAAUCAGGAGACAGGUCUCAUCCUGAUUACCUAAAGAUCUGUAAGUACUUGGAAGUUCUUAUUCAGAAAAUGAAGAACAUUGGGUAUGUCCCCAACACAAGUAUGGUGGCCCAAAAUGUGGAUGAGCUAACCAAAGAAGAGAUACUUCUUGGUCACAGUGAGAAGCUGGCCAUUGCACUUGGGCUCAUGAGCACGCAUCCCGGUACAUGCAUCUUGAUAGUUAAGAACCUUAGGGUAUGUGCAGACUGCCAUGUCUUUACAGGGUUGAUCUCAAAGAUUGAAGGGAGGGAGAUAAUUGCAAGAGAUUCCAGCAGGUUUCAUCAUUUCAAAGGAGGAGUAUGCUCUUGUGGAAACUACUGGUGAGGGCCAAAUCAAUAUUAGUGAUUGCAGUAUGAUACAACUGUUGUAUAUUUACAGAGGAGAAUGAUAGAAAAUUUUUUCUAUUCAAUAUCUAUUCGGCUUUCA